GGUGGAGAGAAAGAGCCCACAAACUAACGUUUUUGUCGAUUUGUCUCGUAGCAAAUUUCCAGACUUUUAAGAAACCUCCUUUGCCUCUUUUAUUUAGAAAUUAAUAUUAAUAUUUUAUUAAAAUGGCAGUGUCUUCUUGAGUAAUGUUAAUGAUUUUCCGACGUAGAAGGUAUACCAUAUUCCUUUUUCUUCUCAUUCUAGUUCUAAUUUUAUACAUUUGCUCCCGCAAACCCAGAAAGCCUAAAUACGGGAGGUUUGCCGGUUUGCAAAAUGAGACACUACUGCCAAACUCUGCUCGGGUCCCAAUUUACCACACAAACUGCAUUUCCAUCCUGAACCAGAUGAAGCUCCCCGUGCCAUUUUUGAUUAUUGAUAUCGAUUUUUUGAAAAUGUUGGAUAAAAAUUAUUGCAAAUGGAGUUCGGAUGAGGUUUUAAAAGUUGCUGUAAAUUCAAAAUACUCUCCUAUAAACUAUUCAAAUUCAAAAUUGGACAUAAUUUUCUACGAAAACGACUCUGCAAAGGACUACUUGGAUUUAAAAUCAGAAGUUCGAAGAUUAAUACCAAAAAAAUUCCAGACUCACUGGGUUGAGAAUAUAGAAAUUCCCACAAAUAUCAAACAGUUCACCGAGUUUUGGAAGCGCUCAAAGUUUAUUGAUUGUUUGAAACUAGAAGUUCCGAGAGAUAAAUCUUAUGUCUUCAUGCCAGCUGAACCAGCUGUCGAGGAGCUCGCCCAGCUCCGCGAUGAGCUCAUCGAGUUUGACAUGUACCCAUUCCUUAACGGCGGAACAUUUCUCGGCUGGUACCGUGAGUGCUCUAUCAUUCCGCACACUACCGACAUGGAUUUAUCGGUCUUUGCGAAGGAUUAUAACCCAAUCUACGUGGAAUUACUUCACAGCUACUGGAAUCCGUCUAGUUUCGAAGUUUGGCGAAUGCUGGGCAUGGUUGAGGAUUCUUUCGAGAUCACUAUACAAACGAAAAAGUGGUUCGAGUACCCAAUUGACUUGUUUCUAAUGUAUGAAGGAAUCGAAAAUGGGAAACUUACCCAUCAUUGGGUGGGCGGAAUUGCCACCGACGGCACCAAAUACAAGUUCACCUACCCUAUCUACGAUCCUUGGUGUGCAGCGGAUCUUCACGGUCAUAUUUUCUGGGUCUCCUGUAAUCCACUGGAGAAAAUUUUGGCAGAGUAUGGAGAAGACUGGAAAAAGGAUCACCUCUCAUCCGAGUACAGAUGGAAUUAUUCGCAGAAAAAUGUGCAAACAAACGGGAAAUAUACAGCGGAGCAGAUGAAGAUGCUUUAUAGAAAGGCUACAAUCGGGUUCCGUGCUGUACACAGAGCUUUAAACUCAUUUAUUUCUAGGAUUCCUAUUUUAUAAAAUGAAUAAAUUUUUUGGAAGCAGCG
Molecule: messenger RNA, 1399 nt
Organism: Caenorhabditis elegans
Lineage: Eukaryota; Metazoa; Nematoda; Chromadorea; Rhabditida; Rhabditidae
Gene: T07D3.4
Product: W02B3.4-like N-terminal domain-containing protein
Exons: 9
Coding region: 144-1373 (409 amino acids)
Cellular component (GO): membrane
Source: RefSeq, marked reviewed